GCAGGAGAGAGAGAACCUGGAACUUCGAAUACAUUAUACACACCCACUUCAAUCCCGACGUAAUUCCUAUGUUGUGAGACUCCCGCUUUUCUGGUGACCGAGACAGGGGGAACGUCGAACAGCAAUUGAAAAAUCGCCGCUCCGAUCUCGAAUCUCCUCUUCCAUCCAAGCAUCUUUCGCCCAACAUGAUCGCCCACCGGCUCGGCCUCGCUGCCGUGGUGCGCAGCGCGACGAAGCCCAAUGUCUUCUUCAGACAGAACAUCCCGCGCAUGGUCCUCGCCUCUGCCAUGUCAACCUCUCAGGCCCGACCUAUAUCGACUCAGAAGCUCUCCCGGGAGGAAGGCCAGCAAGUCCUCGCCAACCAGCGCCUGAACCGCCCCGUCUCCCCCAACCUGGGCAUCUAUAAAAUAGAGCAAACUUGGUUCGGCGCCUCCGCCUGGACCCGUAUCACCGGCUGCGUGCUCUCCGGCGCGGCCUACGUCUACUUCACCGCAUACCUCGCCUCGCCUCUCCUGGGCCUCCACGUCGAAAGCGCUGCGCUAGCAUCCAGCUUCGCUGCCUUACCCUUCGUCGUCAAGGGCGCUAUUAAGUUUACUCUAGCUUUCCCCUUUACCUUCCACUUUAUCAACGGUAUUAAGCAUCUGGUCUACGACUUAGGUAUUGGCUUUGCUAAAACUCAGAUUAAGAGGGGAGAGGCUGCUCUAUGGAUAUUAAGCUUCCUUGGUGGUGGUUACUUGGCUUUUGGCUUAUAAAGGAGUAUUAAUGGAAGGUUUAGAAGAAAUAAGGGGAGGGGAUCUUACAAGAGCUGCAUUAUACCACUGUUAGAGAGCUGGGCACAAAGAGGAGAGUGAUGAAAUCAAAGAAGAGAACAAUAUGUAUUCUAGCCACUCUCCAGCAGCUAGAUAUUUAAUAAUGACUAAAUUUAUCUCUAAACCUUC
Messenger RNA from Trichoderma harzianum CBS 226.95, 938 nucleotides. RefSeq lists its product as hypothetical. Gene Ontology annotation, cellular component: membrane. The record is from RefSeq and is a predicted model, not a curated record. The transcript has a single exon. Gene Ontology annotation, molecular function: succinate dehydrogenase activity; electron transfer activity. Gene Ontology annotation, biological process: mitochondrial electron transport, succinate to ubiquinone; tricarboxylic acid cycle. Lineage: Eukaryota; Fungi; Ascomycota; Sordariomycetes; Hypocreales; Hypocreaceae. The coding region runs from base 186 to 752 and encodes 188 amino acids.